Messenger RNA from Hydractinia symbiolongicarpus, 2712 nucleotides. RefSeq lists its product as uncharacterized. The coding region runs from base 158 to 793 and encodes 211 amino acids. The transcript is spliced from 2 exons. Lineage: Eukaryota; Metazoa; Cnidaria; Hydrozoa; Anthoathecata; Hydractiniidae. The record is from RefSeq and is a predicted model, not a curated record.
AGAUCGCCCUCGUGACAUGAUUAAGCAUUGUUUAUUGAAAAAUCUUUGGGUGAACAGUUGGACUCAACCGGUAUAAAAAUCAUAGAGAAUGGCAAAUUUUCUAUAAAAUAUUACAAGGAUGGUAGAGAUGAACGCAAUUAUGAAGUAAAUUUUGGUGAUGACAAACAUAUGCCAAGUUGUUCAUGCCCCGAUUGGAAAUCAUCUGCGUAUCCUUGUAAACAUUUUUUUGCUGUUUUUAAGAAAUUUCCGUGUUGGGGAUGGAAGUCUAUGUCCAGCUUGUACAGCAUGUUUCGUGGAAAGGUUGCUGGUCACACAAAAACCCAAAUAUGCUCAAUUAUUAAUUGUUGUGAGGAUCAACUCAGUUAAAGUAAUUCCCGUUCAGCAACAAAAGAACGGGGUUGACUGUGGGGCUUUCGCAGUAGCAUUUGCAUAUCACACUGUCGCGACCAAAAAACUUCCUAUAGAUAUCAAUUUUGAAACAUCAAAAAUGAGAAACCAUAUGCUGCAAUGUUUAACUGCAAAUCAAAUCACCAAGUUUCCUCAAUGUGAUAGCCACAUAAUAGCUCGAAGAUGUGCGUCCAAGGAAAUAUCCAUCGACCUCUACUGCAGUUGCCGAAUGCCAUGGAGAGCCGCAGAAAGCUAUAUUUUAGACAAGCAAAUGGCUGAAUGUAGUAACUGUGGAGGAUGGUUUCACAGAAUGUGUGAACGGAUAGCGGACUCUGUAUUUGAGGUGGAAAAUUGUAAAAGUCUGUGGUAUUGUUACUGUUGUUUCACUAAUAUAAGUAAAACAUAGUCUUCGCUAACUUGUUGUAUAUCCCGCGUAAGUCCAAGCUUAAGAGCCUUGGGGAUAAGGUGAAGGGGCGCAGGAAACUUAAUUUAACCCAGUAAAAUCGGGUUUCUACAAAAAAUCCCGUGUACUUUUGGCUACUGUUAUUUAUUGCUAACCGAAACUCCGAAUCAAUGUUUUGCAAAACAGGAUGUUUGGUCGAUGAGACUUCUCAGGUAAAAAAUGCUGUAUGUUCUAGCUAGUUUGUUACUUAGCUAUGUUAAAGUAAUUUACAUUUGCGAUUCUUCAGAGUGUUUAAAGCUCUUAUUUAAGCUACGCAUUUCCCUAGCAUUUCUGUCCAACUAUAAAAUGACCUUCCUUAUACGUAGUUAGGGAUCAAACCCAUUACCUGACUUAACAGUUUGGGAACCAAAACUGAUGAUUAAUAGCCUAAAAGGUGCAGUAGUUUUCAGGAAAGUUUGACCGAUUUAAGCUACAUUUGCAUGUCAUGUAGCUAGCUAGCUACAGACUGUAUUGCAUAUAAAGUUUCACAUAAAGAAUGUAAAAUAAGUGUUUUCUUAUAUUUAACACGACCAUCGUUAAAAUGCAGCAUCAGCAGCAGAUCAGAAUUACAAACUUUGACAAGCAAAUCUACAGUGCAAUUUUCUGAUAAUAUUCUUCAUGAACUUUAUGAAAAGGGCUGUGUACUUUUGUACUAAGAUAACAUGUCCUUUAUUAAUUGCUAUUUUGUUUUGUACACAAAUAUUCAAAAAACAUUUUUAUAAAUUUUAAUCCUAAAUCGAACAUUUUUUCUUAUAUAUUUUGGCCUAUGGACUACAUUGUGUUACAUUGUGUAACAAGCAAAACAUAUUGCUCCAUAAAAAACCUGACAUACGAGCUUAAGUUGUAUGUAAGUGUGUCGUAACUUACAUAUAUAAAUGAGGUUAUGAAUAAAAAUUCUCCCUGAUGUGCACAAAAACAUGUGAAUGUAGCAUCAAGUAUACUGUACAUAUUUACUCUAUUAUCCAGUUUCCCUGUUUUUCAAGUAAUCCUGCCUUUUUUUGCCAUGGAUUGUAAAAAAUAUUUUCAAAAUUAGCAUACACUAUCUGUGGAAGAAAUUUUUGUGGAACUCUUUUUUGCAGAACUUUAGGCCAAAUCUGUAAAAAUGUUCCACAGAAAUUUUAGAAAUCAGUCAAACAUCGGUUCUGAAAAAUUAUUCUGCAAAAUUUUCCAUUUCAGCUAGCCGCAACAAUUAAAAAUUUUUUUAUUUCUUCAUACUUUGAUUUCUUUAGGAUCUAAGUUAUUGGGUUCUAUGUUUCUCAUUUGUAAAUGCCCUAACUUCUGAAUACUAUGUUAGGCAAAAUACUGAUUUUGCCUCUGCUGAAAUAAUUGAACUUUAGGCACCCAAAAAUUAAUAUUGCACAUUUCGCAUAUAUUCUGCAAAUUAAAGCAUUUUUGUGUACCACUCACCCACAAAAAUAAAUUUCAGGAAAAUUUAUUGUGCAAAUAAUUUGUACCCUUGGCAAGUUUAGGCUCUUACAACAAGUUUGAAUGCAUAUUGAAAUUGAAAAAAAAAAGUUAUAAAGGUAUUGCUUAUAGCCUGGAAAAGAUUUGAGGUCAGCCAUAAUCUAACACAGCCAUUAUCAGCAUUUCCAAAAAAAUGUUGACAGAGUAAACUGCAAACAUUAAUUUGUGAAAAAUGAAUCACUAAAACUAAUAUAUAUUUAUAUAAUUUAUUAUAGUCUUUGGUUAAUAGUAUUUACUUCACAUUAUUUUUAAGGGAAACUAGACGUCUAUGGUUCUUCUAUGAUUUUACAGAAUUUGUAUCAUUAAAAUUUUUAGAACUUUCUAGGUAGAUCCCAAGUUUUUAUACUUUUUAUAACUGUGUGUAAAUCUGUAUAUUUUUGUUAUUUAUUCAGGUGUAAUUAAAUUGAAGUAUAUCUAAA